ACAGAGACAUUCCUCCCUACACACUCCCCCAGUGUCACACUGCACUCCUCUCCAGCCCGCCUGGGGGUGGGGAUCCCCACGCCGGGCAUGCCCCCCACCCAUGCUCAUUGCCAGGUGCGCUCUUCCCACCUCCAGGCCCUGAGCCGCUUGCCGGCACAGUCAGUCCCUGCUGCUCCCCGGGGACGCAGGCCACGUCCCUGCUCUCCCUGGAGCUGGGUUCCCGCUGCAGAGAACACAGUAUCACGGAAGCGGGAACAGGAGCUCCAUGAGAGCAAGGACUGCCUGUUUCGCUGGCUCCGUGUGCCAGGUACCUGCCUGGUCCAGUGCCCCUGUACUUGACGGGCACUCGAUUAAUCCUCGGUGAGCAAAGUAAACAAAUGAGCAAGAUGGUUUCAGAUAGGAGUAGGUAUGACCAAGGACAGGAAGCAGCAUGCUGGGGGUGGGCACUGUUUAUAGCAUUUUUUUUCUAAACAUCAUUUUCUAUCCUCUUUGAAUUUCACGUGUAAGCAAGAGAGUAUACCUUUUUUUUUUAAGAUUUUAUUAAUUUAUUUGACAGAGAGAAAGAGAACACAAGCAGGGGGGGAGUGGCAGGCAGAGGGAGAAGCAGACACCCCGCUGAGCAGGGAGCCCGAUGCAGGGCUCGAACCCAGGACCCUGGGAUCAAGACCUGAGCUGAAGGCAGACGCUUAACCAACUGAGCCACCCAGGUGCCCCAGCCUAGUGAAUUUUUACAGUGAACCCACCAUGUACCCAGCACUCAGACCAAGAUACAGGUCAUUACCAGAAUCCCAGACAGGCCUCCCACACCAGGCUUUACGCCCAUGAGAGUCCCCACUACCCUGAUUUCUAGCCCCGUAGGCUAGUUUUGCCUGUUCGACACUUUAUAUAAAUGGAAUCAUCCAGUAUAACAAUUUUGUGUCUGGCUUCUCUAGCUCAACAUAUGUUUGUGAGGUUCUUCGGUAUCAUUAGGUAGACACGUAGUCUAUUAUUUCUGGUGCAUUCCAGUGUGUGAAUGGACCGCAAUUAAUUUAAACAUCCUACUGUUGAUGGCCUUUUAGAUAGGCCCCAACUUGGGUUUAUUACAAGUAAUGCUGCUAUAAACAUUCCUGUAAAUGUCUUCAGGUGAAGUUCUGUUUGCGUGGCUGUUGGAUGGAUACCUAGGGGGUGAAACUGUUAAUUCUUAAGGUGUGCAAGUAUGCAGUGCUGAUAGAUAUUGCCAAAAAGUUUUCUGAAGUUCUUAUCCCAAGUUCAUUCCCAUCAGCAAACUAGGAGAGCUUUAGUUGCUCCAUACCCUGCUGGAUUUAGAGGGUCUCACUGGUUGCUGUGCGGAGGAAGAGUUGGAGGGGAGCUGGUGACGUAAGCGCAGACGGAGGUCACUGUGGUUGUCCAGGAGAGUUGAUAGUGGCUGAGAAUGGGCCAGGGGCCAAGGAAGCAGAUGGGAGCUGUAAACUCAGGGCUUCCUUCCGCACUUACCGUGACCCUUCUCUUGACACAGAGUAAGACAGAGGAGCUCGGACAACAAAAGGAACUUAAACACUUUAAGAGAGUAGAAAUCUCAAAGAGGUAGCUGGACAUUCGAAACUGGUCAAUCCCAAAUUCUAGGUGUCUUUGGAUCCUGGAGCUUCCCAGUUAAGUGUCCUACCCAGAGAGGUGAAGCAAAGGGGCCAGCACUGGUUCUAGACCUGCUGGGGGACAUGAAAGAGAGGAGAGGGAGCAUCCAGCAGAACUCCGCUCAGCUCCCUAUGAGGUCACGAUGCAAGAGAUAACAGGAUCAAAACCCUCAGCGCCACCUCUAGGGAGAAACAAAAUGCUGCCUGGUACACUCUGUACCACACCGGGCACACAGGGAGGCAAAGAUCAAGAGAGCUAUAGAAUUCCAGAGAUGGGCGAAGAACCUGGCGCGGUGCAAGAAAUUAAGACUAGAGCCAAAGCGAGGAGCCUCGGAUGCCUUCCUGGAGCUCAGCCGCGCUCACCAGACACUCCAGCACCACUGAUCCUUCCUGCUGCCGAGGGGACCUGUACUGAGCCAGUCUUGACCUCAGGUCGGCCUGUUAUUUCAUUAAAUCCUGAGCACAGCCCUGUGAGGUAGGUCUUGAAGACCCACAGAGAUGAAUCAAUUCACAGAGUGUGAAGUGAGCACAAGGUGGGCCUCAACCCCAGGCCCCCUGACUCCGGCUCAGUGGGGCACCUACUAGGUGCCAAGAUUUGUGGAGGCUACCAUUGGGCCCUGCCCUCGUGGAAGCUGCAAUCUGAACACAGAUAAGUAGGCACGUAGAUAAUGAUAAAUAAAUUAGAACCCAAAGGCUCUCGGGGAGUAAUGGAGACAAGGUCUUCCUAUGGUCCAGAGGGCUGAGGGGAUCCCAGGCAGCUCCAGGAGGAAGAUGAGCACCCAUGCACGAUGCACAAAACGUGUGGAGGAUGGGGUGGGGGGCUUGCUGUCACACCGACCCUCCUCCGCAGGUGCUGUGUCCGGGCAUCUCAGCGGUUCGGGCAGGGGGCAAGGGCUGUUGUGGUGCAGGCUGCUGUGGAAAUCGUUGCAGGAUGCUGCGCUCCAUCUUCUCCUCGGCCUUCGGGGUGCUGGGGGCCCUCUACUGCCUCUCGGUGUCGGGAGCCGGCCUCCGAAUUGGACCCAAAUGCUUAACGGACCGCGGGUGGGAUUACCACUUCAGAGACACCAAAGGCUCUUACUUGCAGAACCGUACUCUGUGGAAUUUGUGCGUGGAGCCGCCUGGCGUGGUCUCCUGGAAUGUGACACUCUUCUCGCUGCUGGUGGCCGCCUCGUGCCUGGAGAUCGUGCUGUGCGGGGUGCAGCUGGUGAACGCCACCCUCGGUGUCUUCUGCGGAGAUUGCAGGAAGGAGGGCACCCCUCGCUGAGGCUGCGCCGACCGGCCUGCUCGCUCUUGGACGCGCGCCCGGCCCACCCCGCCCUGGAAAUAAACCUUUGAACUCGC
Callorhinus ursinus (northern fur seal) is the source of this 2951-nucleotide messenger RNA. NCBI's taxonomy places the organism in Eukaryota, Metazoa, Chordata, Mammalia, Carnivora, Otariidae. The record is from RefSeq and is a predicted model, not a curated record.